AUGAAUAACGAAUAUGCAGAAGCAGGAGGGACUGGAUUUGAUGAUGUGAGAGACAAAUAUGGAAAACUGCGCGAUUUCGUUCGACAGAAGACGCGACGUCGAAUCGACAGGUAUUAUGAUCUCGUGCCGAGACCCGGCACCCAGUACUGUAUCCACGUAUCGAUUCGCAGUAUACAGACGUCGGCGUUGGUCGGUUCGAUUCUCGGACCCAUCUCGUCGGUCCUUCUACAUCGACAUGACAAAAAGGAGCUCGUCGAGUCGUUCGUGUUGGGCGGACUGAAUGGAGCACUCGUCGGAGCCGCAUUAGGACCAAUUAUUGCGUUGGCGACGUGCAAAAAUAUGAAUCGAGUCACGAAAAUGAAAAAUUAUGUUAACAGCAAAUUUGAUCAAUCAAUGUUGUGGCAAGAUCAUAUUGCAAUCGCAUCAGCAGCUGUCGGAUUCCUCUCACAUGGCCAAAUCGGCCUCGUCGUUGGCCUGGAUUUGUCGCUUUUAUUCGCGCUUGUCUCUAGAAAAUGCUCGUAUUGGUUCAAGAAUUUUGUUGGAAUCAAGCAGAAUGAUUUUGAACUUCUCCAGGUUCCGAAUGCUGGAGCAGAAUUCUGUAUCCAUGUGACCCUGAGAAGUAUGCAGGUCGGAGCGAUUCUUGGAUCAAUUCUUGGACCAUUAUCGGCAUUAAUUUUCAAAGAUCAACAGAUAAAAUCAAAAACAUUGGUGGACUCUUUCGUCUCUGGAGGUGUGAAUGGAGCUCUGAUUGGGACCGCAAUGGGACCAGUUUUGACCUAUUUGAGUCUUCGUAACAUGAAUAGCAUCAAACUUUAUGAUAAGUGCUACAGAUUGAGAUUCGAUCAACAUGCCUUGUGGCAAGAUCGAACUGCUCUCAUCUCUGCCGCCGUUGGAUAUUUGAGCAGUGGAUCCAUGGGUCUCGUCGUCGGACUCGACUUGUCGCUUCUCAUGAGCAACGUUAUGGGAAGAGCAUGGUAA
This is a messenger RNA of Caenorhabditis bovis, 978 nucleotides long. Lineage: Eukaryota; Metazoa; Nematoda; Chromadorea; Rhabditida; Rhabditidae. The record is from the annotation of a GenBank genome assembly.